AUGCUUUGGUGGGAAGAACCAACACUACCUCAAGGACAUCUGCAGCAAGAUGUUACUACUCAAGUAUCUAAGCCAAAGGGGACAAAUGUUACCAAGCUGCCAAGUGAAAUCAACAACCUCCGUGAGUUGGAAGUAUUGGAUAUCCGACAGACAAGGGUGCCUGCAGCUGCAACAGUACAUGUCAUACUCUUGAAGUUGAAGCGUUUGCUGGCUGGCUCAGUUGUUAUGAGUUCAGGGCCAAGCAAUAAUGAAGUAUCUUAUGUUAUGGUGCCUGACAAGAUCGAAAAGAUGACAAAUAUGGAGGUAAUGUCCAAUGUCAAGGCACGAAAUAGUAAUGAUUUGAAGGAUAUUGGCAAGCUAUGGCGGUUGAGGAAGCUUGGUGUGGUUAUUGAGCAGAAGGACAAACUCAUCAGGAAUUUGCUUCAAACUAUCUGUGACCUGCAUGAGUGCCUCCGCUCUCUGUCAAUCACUCUUCCCAUAACCGCAGAAGACUCUUCUGACGAUAACUCUCCCAAGCUUCUUUCCUUUGAGGGACAGUGUCCCAAGUUUCUGGAGAGCCUAAGAAUUCGCGGAACCGCAGAAACGGGUCAACUUUUUCAGUUGUUGACCAAAGAUGGUGACCAACUUCAACUUGCCAAGGUAACUCUAUCUGGUACUCGACUAAGGCAGGCUGAUCUGGAGAUCCUCGCCAAGCUACCCAAAUUAGUCUGUCUCAGGCUCCAAGACAGGGCAUACAUCGAUGGCAGGCUCAGUUUCAACAAGGAGAAAUUUAAGGGUCUCAAGUGCUUUCUUAUUGAGGGUUCCGAGAUAACUGUCCUUAGCUUUAAUGGUGGAGGUCCUAAACUCGAGAAGAUCAUUCUGUCGUCCACUAAUGGCCUACAGUCUCUUUCUAGAGUCGAAGACCUUCAUGAACUGAAGGAAGUCGAGUUGAAGAACAGCAAUAAGCUAUCAUUAUCAUUAUUUGAAAAGGCGAAAAACAUCUCCAAGGUGACUCUCUGUCGUACCAUUCUUUGUCAAGAUGAGGUGGAGAUUCUUGCCAAGAUGCCUAACAUGCGCAGCCUAGUACUCAAGGAGAUAUCUUAUGCACAGAGCCUGCUCAUCUUCUACAAAGACGACUUCCCAAGGCUCAACCUUCUAACCAUCGACUUUUCUGUCAUCACCUGUAUUGGCUUUACUACCCAAUCUGCUACUAAGCUUGAGAAAAUCAUAUGGUCCUACAGAAAGGGUACACUACUCUCCGGCAUUGACGAGCUUCCAAAACUGAAGGAGCUCGAGUUCAAUGGUGAUUUUGUCCCCGAUGAGGUGAUAGAUGCAUUGAAGAAACACAAGAACAAUCCCAAGCUUAUACACAACAAACCAGGCAACCAGGAAGCGAGAAACAUACCAGAAAAGAAAGAUGCUCCAAGAUUCCCAUUAUUCUGGAAGAAAGAGGAUUGA
Messenger RNA from Triticum turgidum subsp. durum (durum wheat), 1437 nucleotides. The record is from the annotation of a GenBank genome assembly. NCBI's taxonomy places the organism in Eukaryota, Viridiplantae, Streptophyta, Magnoliopsida, Poales, Poaceae.